Coccomyxa subellipsoidea C-169 is the source of this 291-nucleotide messenger RNA. RefSeq lists its product as hypothetical. The record is from RefSeq and is a predicted model, not a curated record. Bases 1 to 291 code for a protein of 96 amino acids. NCBI's taxonomy places the organism in Eukaryota, Viridiplantae, Chlorophyta, Trebouxiophyceae, Coccomyxaceae. The transcript has 2 exons.
AUGAAGGCAUACCACAGAAAGGCAACAGAAAGGCUCCUAGCGAUGGACAUGUCCCAAGCACCAGAGGGCAACCUCAUCCCCAGAGGCGCGCUCCAGCCCGCCGGCAACGCAACACCGCUGAGGCCACCGGCACUGGAUGGCGAGGCCAGUGCCCCAGGGGUGAAGGAGGCACCCCCGGGGCCGUGUUGGGCCGAGCUCGACAGGUCCCUCGACCAGUGGAAGCACGUGACUCGGAGCCCCAUUCCGCGCUGGCAAAGGUUAGAAGUAGGAGAGGCGCAAAGCGUCUGGUAG